This is a messenger RNA of Bubalus bubalis (water buffalo), 1782 nucleotides long. RefSeq names its product C-C motif chemokine ligand 22 (gene CCL22). Gene Ontology annotation, molecular function: chemokine activity; CCR chemokine receptor binding. Bases 48 to 329 code for a protein of 93 amino acids. The record is from RefSeq and is a predicted model, not a curated record. The transcript has 3 exons. Gene Ontology annotation, cellular component: extracellular region. NCBI's taxonomy places the organism in Eukaryota, Metazoa, Chordata, Mammalia, Artiodactyla, Bovidae. Gene Ontology annotation, biological process: neutrophil chemotaxis; lymphocyte chemotaxis; positive regulation of GTPase activity.
GUCCUUUGGUGAUUGUAGACACCUGAGCUGGGACACAGGUCAAAACGAUGGCCAGCCUGCAGACCCCUCUCCUGGCUGCCCUCAUCCUCCUGGCUAUGAUACUUCAAGCAACAGAGGCAGGCCCCUACGGUGCCAACGUGGAGGACAGCGUCUGUUGCCGGGACUACAUCCGUUACCCUCUGCCCCUGCGUUUGGUGAAAUAUUACUACUGGACUUCAAAUUCCUGCCGGAGACCUGGCGUGGUCUUGCUGACUGUGAAGGACCGAGAGAUCUGUGCUGACCCCAAACAGCACUGGGUGAAGAAGAUUCUCCAGAAGCUGAACCAAUGAGGCAGGCCCUGCUCUGAUGACCGUGGCCUUGGUUCUUCCAGGAAGGCUCACAGAUCCCCACCUCCCUCCUGUUACAGCGGCUUCCUGACAUGAGCCUGUGCCAACGACUCUUUCAGUGCUGAGAGAGCUUAAUCCCUGCAGCUGUCACCCUCAGUCAAGCCUCCAGCUGUGACUCUCAUCUCCCCUCUUACCCUCCAACCCACCCUCUGCCCCACCAAAGCCAGAGGAUCCACCAUCCUGGUCAGUCACUCCUCUGCUCCAAACCCUUCCAUGGCUCCCCAUUGCCCUCAGCUGAGGUCAGAGCUCCUGAGCUUGGCACCUCAGUCUCCAGUCCUGCCUCAUUUCCCUUCAUGCAUGUUGGGUUCCAGCUCCCUGUUCUCCCAACCCAUGUCAUACCUUUCCACUUCUGGCUCUUUUCCUGGGCUGCUCCUGAUACCCAGAAUGUCUUUCCAUUUUCUGCACCUGUCCGACCCCAUCUGUCCUCCAGGGCAUCAUCACUUGACCUAAGCAGCCAGUAAUUGAGAUUCAGUUUUUUAAAUUUCCAUGGGCCCUCUGCCUCUCUUUAACAACACUGAUCACCAUCUGCCCAGAAUUCUCAGGACUUGGGAGCUUGUCCUCCAGCCCUACCAGCUAGACCAACAUCCACACCUGAGUUACUUUGGUCUCCUGGCCUCCAGCACAGAGCACAGGGGCUGGUUCAGAAUCAGAGCUCAGUAACAGGCUGCAGACUGAGUCAAUGAAAGUAGUUUCUCUCUCCCGCCUCCCAAAGGCUCUCAUGCAUCAAUACAGAGACUUAAGGUCAUCUAGAGAAGGGCUGGUGGGGUCCAUUAGGAAGCCUCAAAUUUGCCCAGAAUCACUUUUCUCCCCCAUUUUACCUGCAUGUUAAAGGUCUUUAACCUUCUUGCUUCCCUUGGGUUUUUACUGCCCCUCCAACCUCCAACAUCCAGGCCUGAUUUCUUCAGAGGGACUCUUCACAGUCCCUCAUUUUUUCUUCCUCCUUUCCCAAAUAGCUAAUAAUGAAAUUCAUGCUACAGUGUGAAUGACUACACUUGGCUUGGUAUUAUAAGCUCUAGUUAUAUUUGUGUAAGUAAAGAAGGCAAAUGCUUAAAAGGCCAAAUAAAUGAUGGGAAGAACUUCUAGGAAAUGUGUGGGAUGGGAACAAGGCAGUGAUUUCCUGACCCCUGAAGUGAAUGUGUGGGGUAUAGUUAAGGGAAAGAGCCUCGAAUGGAGGUUGUUCUCAGGUGGCUGUGGCCAGGCUAAUGACUGGGAUUUGGGACUCAUCUGGAGCUCUUUGGGGACAACAGGUUCCCCAGGUAUCUGUGCUUUUUCCUUUCUGAGGGACCCUGAUGCAGCAUGGCAGGGUGGUUGUCACUGUGUGACCCUGAGGAGAACAUUUAACCUCUCUGAGCCUCACCUGAGAAUAGGAAUACCCAUCCGAAGGGAUUUGCUGUUA